Gymnodraco acuticeps is the source of this 2039-nucleotide messenger RNA. It is a transcript of the gene tekt4, whose product is annotated as tektin 4. Lineage: Eukaryota; Metazoa; Chordata; Actinopteri; Perciformes; Bathydraconidae. The record is from RefSeq and is a predicted model, not a curated record. The transcript has 7 exons. Gene Ontology annotation, biological process: cilium movement involved in cell motility; cilium assembly. Gene Ontology annotation, cellular component: nucleus; microtubule cytoskeleton; sperm flagellum. Bases 89 to 1423 code for a protein of 444 amino acids.
GAUACUGCUUUUAUAAUAACAUCGGCUUAAUUCACCUGAUCUGUUCACGUAUUUUUUGUAGGCCUAACUGUAAUUUAAUUGGCAAAGAAUGAGCUCCGAGGUCUUUGUGUCAAGGCCCCACUAUGACAGCAGAGCUGUGGCCCAGGGGGUCCAGGAGAGAGACCUCUCUGUAAAGCCGGAUGUCCCGCAGCCGUCCUCGGGCUCAGCCACAGCCGGUUACCGCUCCGCUAAAUACGGCCCUGCUGAAUGGUUCUCCAACUACCACAGCAUCCUCCAGCAGGCCGGCACCGAGAGCCACGCAGCCCGGAGCCUCCAAAGAGAGUCCAAAGCUCUGCACCAGGACACCGAGGCAGGCACUUUCAAGACCCAGGGUGAGGGGACGCGUCUCCUGGGGGAGAGACUGCAUGAGAUCCACAGCUGGAAGUCUGAGCUGCAGCGGCACAUCGAGCAGCUGCAGGCCGACACAGAGUCACUGCUGGCGCUGAAGACGAGGCUGGAGAAUGCGCUGGACGCCUCCGAGACUCCGUAUGCCAUCUCCACCGAUAAUCUGAGCUGCAGGGCCCGGAGACUGGGACCAGACCUGGUGCGAGACUCCGUGGAAGAGGAGCUGGUGAAGGAAGUGGACUUGAUCAGAAGUGUCCAGGCUCUUCUGAAGAGAACUACAGCUCAAGUUGUCAGACAGAUCAAGAUGAACCGAGAGGCAAAGCAGACGUUGGAGAUGGAUUGGUCUGACAAGUACCAGGCAUACAACUUUGAUGACCACAGUGGAAGACACAGUAACAUGAGCACAGACACACGGCACCACCCAAGCUCAGCCACCUUCCAGGACCAAGUGUGUAACUGCACAUCGUGGACAAAGUUUACACAGGACAACCUGAACAAGGCCCAGCAGGAAGAACAAACCACCCACAGUCUCAGGCUGCUGGUGGAGCAGGUGCUGCAGGACACCACUGAAGAUCUGGAAUUCCAGUGCUCCAGUGUGGACCGAGCCUUCAGCCGGCGCGUUCAGGAGCUGAUAGAGGCCAAGACCCAGAUGGAGACCAAGCUGGCACAGGUCCUGGAGCAGAUUGGGGCCCAGGAGAGGAACAUUGUGUUGCUGCAGCAAGCCAUCCACAACAAAGAGGCUCCACUGAGAGUAGCCCAGUCCAGACUUUACCUCCGCUCCCUCAGACCCAACAUGGAGCUCUGUAGAGAUCAGCCCCAGUUCAGUUUGGAAGGGGAGGUGAGGCAGAUUGAUGCCACUGUGGCGGCCCUGCAGCAGCAGCUGAGUGAGGCCAGACGCUCCCUGUCCCACCUGGAAGAGUCACGCAUCACCCUCGAGAAGGACAUUAACUGCAAAACCCACUCACUGUUCAUCGAGAGAGACAAGUGCAUGAUCCACCGAAAACGAUACCCCGCGGCCUCCAAACUGUUAGGAUACUGAAAGCAAUGACUCGGAGUGUUUUUGUGAAAUGUAGCAAUUUUGUUGUUUUUCAAAUGUUACCAUCCUGGAUUAUAUUGUCUGUUUUUUUCUGUGUUGUGAGGAUCAGUAAAACAAAAUUAAAACAAGAAAGCCUGAACAUUGAUUAUUAUUAACACAUUUAAAAGUAUUUAAAUUCACAAAAUCACUAAUACUGACAACUAUCAACAAUGUGCUGAAUUCAUUUUUGUGUAAUAAGGAAAACCAUACUGCAGCGUUGCUUACUGAUCUCCAUAUACACUGUUGUACUGAUAAGUUUUACAGCAUUUCUUACACAAAAGUAUUAACUAAACAUAAUACAGUCACAAUGUAAAGGGAAGAAGGCUUUGAAGUCCUUAAAGUUUAACAGUCAAGUUUAAUAUACAAUAUAAACAGGGUACAAGGCAGUUGUGAAAGAUGUACUCAGAAACUGUAUUUAUAUUCUUUUAAAUGGUUCUCUUGUAGCAUUUACUGUAUACAAAAUAUCCACUCCAUGAGAGGGAGCUCUUGAGCCUCAAUAUAUUGUCUCAUGUCACAUUUCAUUACAGUGAGCUGCUUGUCUUUAAUGUUGCACUCUUCUUUUCCUUAUACAUGUGAUGUU